UGGGGUCACCAAGAGUCGGAAUCAACGGGACAGCAGCUAGUGGUUUUAUUGAAGGAUGUUGCCUGUUUUCCUUAUGUGUUUUUUUAUUCUUCUGUUCUGAGGACACUGUGCUGAACCAGAUAGCUAUGGUCCAUUCCCUAACCCUCUGGAGUUAGGCUGGUGCCACAGCAAAUUCUUAACUCUGUAGGGCUGUAGUACACUAGGGGCAAUACUAAUAUUUAAAGGAUCAUUUGUCUCUUCCAGUAGGUUCUUCUUUCAUUCCAAGCUAUCUACUGGAAAUUAUUUUGUAACAAUAACUCAUUUUUCUCUUUUUAGGACCGCUGAAGCCAGAAAUAACUGUAACCUACAUUGCUGUUGCAAUAAUAUUCUUUAACAGCGGACUGUCAUUAAAAACAGAGGUACUGUAACCUAUGGGGCACAUGAAAAGAAGGGAGAAAAUUUUAAUUCAUACUUAACUGUUUUGAAAUGUCAGGGUCCUUUUUAAAGCUGUUUGUAGCUAUAGCCUGAAGCCUACACUGUAAUAGAAGAUAACUUGGACUUCGGCAAAGGACUUGUAUUUUGUUCCUGCAUAUUCUAGAAAAUUCAUAGUUGAGCAACGUGAACCCUGAGGAUGUGAUUAUAAUGGGUAUGUUUCUAAUACAGCAACUGAACUGAAGCAUCUAUUUUGGGUCUUCCUCAAAUUAUGAUGGUAACUACGGUGGCAACUGCUGUGCUUGGGAACAUUUGAGCUAUUGAUGUUUAGUUGGGUUUCUGUAACUUUUGUGGAUCAUCUUUUGUACCCAGGACCCAUGCUGCUCAAGUGAUGCUUGUUAUGUCAUAACUUUUAACUAAUUAAAGCAAAACUUAUAUUCUCCGCUAGCAUAUCUAUUAAUUAUUGAUAGAUGUUUUAAGAGAAAUGUUGCUGUUUUUCAUAUUAGUUCACAAUCCAUCUUGAAGACAUAUAGUUAGUGUUCCUGACUGAUCCAGGUUUCAUGAACAUAGGAUUCUCUUGGAAGUAAAGGAAUGAAGUUAUUUUUAAGUCAGAGAGAGGAAUUAAUGAAAUUUUGAUUCUCUUUUGACUUCUAGGGGAAGAGAAAAAGAGGAGAAAAGCCUGUCUGCUUUUGAAGAAGAUAUAGAGUUUUUAAAGUUGUCAUUCUAAUUGUUUAUUCUUAUGUAUAUGGGGAAAUCUUACUAUGUAAGAUGGAUUUUUUUGGGGAAAUGGCUUUCGAAGUUAAAAUUCUGGUUCAGCAUCAUGUCUUACAUUUACCUGUUAUCUGAAUUUCAGAAUUUUUCUAUUUUAUUUUACUUUUAAGUGUGAUUUGAAUGAAGACCAAAUUUAGUUACCUCGUUAGAUCACCCUGAAGCCCUGGUGGCAUAGUGGUUAAGAGCUCAGCUGCUAACCGAAAGGUCGGCAGUUCGAAUCCACCAGCUGCUCCUUGGAAACCUUAUGGGGCAGUUCUAUUCUGCCCUAUAGGGUUGCUGUGAAUGGGAAUUGACUCAGUGGCAGUGGGCUUGGCUUAGUUUGGUUAGAUCACCCUAGUGGCAGCAUGGAAAAAAGACAAUUUUCCUGAAUUUAUGUAUUCUGUAGUUCUCAGGCUGAUAGUACUCCAUUGUAUGGAUGUAUUGUAUAUAUUACCAGUCGUCUAUUGAUGAACGUUUAGGUAAUUUAUAAAAUCUUGCUAUUAUAAACAAUACUAGGACGGGUGACCUAAAAACAUGUCAUUUCCCACAUUUGGGAGCAUAUUUGAAGGAUAAAUUCCUAGAAGUGGAAUUGCUAGGUCAAAUGUUACGUGGAGUUUAAGUUGUGAUAGGCAUUCCAAGUACCUACAAUGGUGCCAGGUGCUCAGUAUUUGUUGAAUGAAGGAAUGAGUUGUAGAUUGCUCUCCAUAGAUGGCGUCAGUUUAUACUCUUAUCAGUAAAGUAGGAGAGAGCCUGUACUCCCACGUUCUUGUCAGUACUGUUUUAACAUGAGUUUUAAUAGCUCAUAGCAAGCUGGUUAUACCGUAAGUUAUUUAAUUACUGUCCCAUUUUUGGAGAUUUCAGUUCUCAGAUUUGGCUCUAAUGGAUAAUGCUGUGAUGAAAUUCUGUGUAUAAAUGUUUAUAAUCCUUUUUUAUAACCUUUGGAUAAAUACCUAGACAUGAAUUUUUUGGUUUUAAGAAUGGGAUUGUAUUAUAGCUUUUGGUAUGUAUUCCCAAGUUACUUUUCAAAAAAAUUACACUGUUUUAUAUUCCUACCAGGAGUAUAUGCAGAUACCUUAGGUACUGCAUUCUGGCUAAUCAUAUUUAUUACAGUAUUCUUUAAAAUAAAAAGAAGUAGAAUCAAAUGCCUCUGAAUAUAUUUAAAUGAGGUUUAGUCUCAAGAUUGCUGAUAAUUCUCUGUGCUAUUGGUAUGGAAUGUUAAUGAAGUCUUAUUCAGUUUAGGGACGGCUAGCUUUGUCUUCUAAGGAUUAGAUCUGAUCCAAGGCUCUGGUGUGGCUUUUGGUCUGCCCAGUGUUGCCCAGUGGCCCUGAAUUAGACCCAGAUUUCUAGAAGUUCCUUAGAUAUCACCAGGGAUGUCCUGUGACCACACAGGAGCUGCUCUGUGUCUCCACACUGCGGGGUAGAUAGUGGGAGCCAGUGAGAGAUCCUAGAAUGUGGUUAUCAGUGAAUGAGUCCACAUUAACCUAGUAUUUAUUAAACUAAUCAACUUUGGCUAAUGUCUCAGGCCGAGGAUCUCUUAAACUUCUUACUUGAACAGUCUACGGGGGGCCAUUACAAUGCAUUUCUGCAACCAGUGAGUCUCUGGCAUCCAGAAUAUGCUUUAGUGACCGCCUGCAUGUUUUAAAGGACUAUAAUUUUUAUCUUACUUUCUGAAUUUAUUUUAUUUGAAUUGAAUAACCACAUAACUCAAAGAAAUUCAAAUGCAAAUGCUUGAUAGUUUGUGUAUAUUUGAACCCGAAAGAUCAACCAAUUAUCCUUUUUUAGUUAUGAGACUCAUAAGAUGUACCUGGUUUGUCAUGUUUAAUAUGCAAUUUUUUUUUUUUCCUCUCCUGGGGCAGAUGUGUGAUAUAAUGGAAGAAGCAGGCAUGGAUUUAAGAGCAUGCCAGAAAUGGGUUUUAUUCUGAGCUUAACUGCAGGAGCUCUUAAUUUCAAUUUCCUCAUCAGUGAAGUAGGGAUAAUAAUAUCUGCCUAAUGGGGUUGUUGUGAGGAUUAAAUAACACAACUUUUUUUUUUUUUUUUUCCUUGAAGAGGUCAGCUUUUAUUGACAGAAAUUCCUAUAUGCCAAGCUCAGAGCCUGGCAUAUAGCUGGUGUUUCAGUAAAUGUUAAUAACAAAAAUAUCUUAUGAGUCUAUUUUGGGGGAAAAGCCAUUUUGAAUUACAGAAUAUAAUUGAUGAAAACAUUAAAAAAUUAUUAUUUGUGUGUAGAUUCAGUAACGUCUUCCCAAAUGGAGGCCUUAUUAAGUCUGGUUUACUGAAUAGAGAUUAAUUAUAUUUAAUUAAAAUGUAAUAGAUCCUGCUAAAGUUUUUAAUCAAGAUUUUCUAUGUUGGUAAAUAUACAUAUUUGUUCAUAGUAUCCACAGUUCUCAAAUCGAUGCUAGUGUAAAGGUAGUUAGCUUAGUUAUUAUCCAGAAUCUUAUAAAUCUGAAUUAUUGAGGUAUGUUGUAUAUUUAAAAGAAAUUAGAAUAUUUCAGAAAUUUUAUAUCAAAAUACUUUUCUAAUCAUCGUGACUUUUUCUCUUAAAGUUCUGCCUCUUACGCAUGUGCAUGCAGAUAAAGUUUUCAACUAUGAAAUACCUCUAAUCAAACACUAAUUUAUUUGAUGUUAUUUUAGUAACAGUCUCUAUUCAGAAAUAGUUUUCUUACUUUUUUUUUUGUGUCCUUCAUUUUUCCAGGAGCUGACCAGUGCUUUGAUGCAUAUAAAACUGCAUCUUUUUAUUCAAAUCUUUACACUUGCAUUCUUCCCAGCAACAAUAUGGCUUUUUCUUCAGCUUUUAUCAAUCACACCUAUCAAUGGAUGGCUUUUGAAAGGUUUGCAGACAGUAGGUUGCAUGCCUCCACCUGUGUCUUCUGCGGUGAUUUUAACCAAGGCAGUUGGUGGCAAUGAGGCAGCUGCGAUAUUUAAUUCAGCCUUUGGAAGUUUUUUGGGCAUCGUUAUAACACCCCUGCUACUGCUGCUAUUUCUUGGCUCAUCCUCCUCUGUGCCUUUUACAUCUAUUUUUUCUCAGCUUUUUAUGACCGUUGUGGUUCCUCUCAUUAUUGGUCAGAUUGUCCGAAGAUACAUCAAGGAUUGGCUUGAAAGAAAGAAACCUCCUUUUGGUGCUGUCAGCAGUAGUGUGCUCCUCAUGAUCAUCUACACAACGUUCUGUGACACGUUCUCUAAUCCAAACAUUGACCUGGAUAAAUUCAGCCUUAUUGUCAUAGUGUUCAUAAUAUUUUCUAUUCAGCUGAGCUUUAUGCUUUUAACCUUCAUCUUUUCAACAAGGAGUAAUUCGGGUUUCACACCAGCAGACACAGUGGCCAUCAUUUUCUGUUCGACACACAAAUCUCUCACAUUGGGAAUUCCGAUGCUGAAGAUAGUAUUUGCAGGCCAUGAACACCUCUCUUUAAUAUCUGUGCCCUUGCUCAUCUACCACCCAGCUCAGAUCCUUCUGGGAAGUGUGCUGGUGCCAACCAUCAAGUCUUGGAUGGUGUCAAGGCAGAAGGGAGUGAAGUUGAUGAGGCCAGCGGUAUAACGAAGGAGGUGCUCUUUGUGCAGUGAUGUACAUAUGUACAGGCUUGUACAUACAAGCAAUCCUGAAGACUUGUACUUGUGAAUGUUGCUUCGAUGCAAAUUUUAUUUUUUUACAUGAAAAUAUGAUAUACCUGUUUAAGUGCCUUAAAAUGUAUUUGAUAAGUGUUAUUUCCAAAACCUACUUUCGGUUACUACCAGGGGUAGUACAAUAUUUUGGAGUUGUUUAUUUAUUUUCCCAAAUGCAGUGAACAGUCAUAGGAACUGACAAGCAAACAUACUGUCUCUGCACCACCUUUUUUUGCAAUACGACUCUAUAAUCAUUUCUGGACUGUUUGUAAUGAGGUCACACCAUCAGGAAAAUACCCUUCCAAUGACAGUGAAAAUUUCCAAAGUCUUAUUCAUGAAUACUUUGAUUUAUUGUGUGGCUGUUUUUUUCUACAAACUGUGACGUCUCUUUCUCAUCAACUCAGCAGGGGUCACAGAUUGAAUAGAUGCUGAAAAGCACAAGUUAUCUGCAUUUCUUGACAUCAUUUUUUCAGACAUUCCUUCAAAUAGUUUCCACAUGGAAAUUCCUCAGUUCCAUUAUAAGAGAUUGUGGCAUUAUAUGGCUUAAAUUUAUUAUAAGCUGCUUCAAAAAAAGAGUCUAAUGUUUGAGUUAUGAGUAAAUGAAGUGAAGUUUUGAGGUAAACUACAGGAUUUGGCUUUUGGGAUUUUUAAACUAUAUUUCAACAUGCUUUUUCUUCUUUCUUCCAUAAUUUUUUUCUUUCUUAAUUUCCAGCACAUGGCUUGCAAGUUCGUAACAGUCAUACGCAAGACACAGAAAUGUUACAGUUUGAGAGCAGCAGCAAUUAAAGAUAGAUUAUAUUCACAUUCCACAACCGAGACCAAUUUUUUUUUUUUUUUUUUUCCUGUUACAAAGGUGUGCUGAGCACUUUCCAGAUUGCCCCUUUUAGCCAUAAGUAGCCUGUUACAUCCUGGAAUUAAACAUACACGUAAGGCAUUCAAGACAAUUUUUAAUGAGAAUUUCCUUGGUAGAUUUGAUAACUGUUCCCAACAUUUUUUUAAUUAAAUCAUAUUGCUCUUCUGAAUAAAUGAAAACAUAAGAGUUUGGAUGCAAACAAAUGUUACAUAUACACCUUCUGUCUAGCCAGAUGGAAACAAAAACAGGCACAGAAAAUGCAGUUUUUCAUUAACCGAAAUAUUAAGUAAAAUUAGCUCCCAAGUAGGCAUCAGCCUUCAAAGGAGUGGGCAAUAUUUGCUUCUCCUGUGGCGGGAAGAGCUUUAACUGCACCCGAAUAGAGAGCAUAAAGCAAUAUACAGAAUUUAGGGAACACUUUUUCUCUGUUUCCUACACACCAGUCUAUCACAUCCUAUCUACAUGCCCUUUCUCAGUUUGACAAAUAACAUUGCAUCUUGGAUUUUACUGAGGCUGUGUUAUAUCCUCAGCAGCUGGCAACAACAAAAUCAUUCCUUAGAUGAUAGUGUGAAUUUAUAUUAUUGUUACUAUCAGGCCUCAUCUUUUGUUAUUUCUGACUCAUUUAAAUAUCAUUGAACCUCAUAAAUUUCACAGGAGUUAUCCUCAGUGUAAAUUUUAAGGCUAGUGUCAGACCUUGCGUAAAUCUAUGAUACACAGGCUGUGGAUACAUUGUUGUCAAGAAUUUCACUUGUGUCUAAACUACAGUACUUUUGGUUGAUACUUUGAUGCUUACAUAUGGCACAUAGAAAGCUUUUCUUUUUUUUUUUUUUUCCUACAAGCUUCUUUGAAUUUCAGAGUGGAAAUGACUAUCUGUUUGUCUGUCUAGGCUAUCAUAAAAUUCUUUCUCCCUAGCAUUGGAACACUGAUUUUUUUUCUUCCCCAACUGAUCUACCUCUAUUGUAUAACACCUAUAGUAGGUGUGAUUAUGGGAUAAAAUUCAACUGAAAAGCUUUGAUACAUUUUAUCCUUUGCUUUAAAAAAUGUGUUUUGUUUUCAAAUAAUCCCAUGUCUAUUUCUUUUUUCACACCUUUGUGCUUGUGCCUCUGCUGGCUCCUCAGCUUAGAAAUCCUCCUCCCCUGGAAGGCUGACUGAAAUGUCACCUCCUCCACGAGGCACUCCUGGCUUUCCCAGGCAGUGCUGGGAUUGCUUUCUUUGGCACUCCCUUAGAACUCAUCCCUCAAUGUUUUCUGUCCAUAGUGAAUUUUGGUGGCUUUAGUGAUAUGUUUAUGUCUAUUUUUUUAAACACAAGUUCUGCAGCAUAUUUUUCCAUAAAGAGUAAAAACUAAUGUAAAUUUAUUUUUAAUUCGUGCUUAUGGGGACUUAAUUAUUCAUAUCUUGAAAUAUGUGUAUGCACUGUCAAGCUGUUUUAUGAAUUUGUUUUGUCUAAAUGUAUUUAUGAAAGAAACACAUUAGACUAUAUGUUUACCCUUUUUCCAUCUGGAUUUUUUUUUAAAUAUGGUUGCUAUGAAAUUUGAUUUUUUUAAUGGGCAUAGUUUUGAUCUUUUCGUGUGUUCUUUCUAAUUUUAACUUUUACAGGGUUUUUUCUUUUUUUUUUUAACUCCCUAUUCUGUUUAAAACUAACCCACCUCUUGGUAAUGUUCAGUGUUUGUUUAUGCUAAAUACCAAAUUUUUUCAAAAGGAUUGGUGAAGUAAUGAGGCAGAUUCUUUAUGAUGAAUGGAAGAUAAAAAUAAUUCUAUGAUUAAACAAAGAUGUUUCAGAAAUCAUAAGAAAAACUGUUGCUUAUUUUUAACCUGAUUUCAGAUGCACUCAGAGUACCUUCUGAGUGUCUACAGAUGUCUCUUGAUUCACUCCACUGCUAUUAUAUCAUUGGUGGUUAAACAGACUUAAACGGCACAGUCUCCCAGGUAUCCAUACCGGUUCUUCCACCAUGCCAUAAUGUUAAAACCUGGAGGUAAUGCUUUUUUUUUAAUUAGAGAUAUGUUUUCUCUGCAUCAAGGUUGAGGUCUGAAAGAGAAAUAUACCCAACAGAAGGAGCAAAAUUUUGGAGAUCAGAAUUUUAGCCACCUUGUCAUAUUCUUGAGGGGUAAGAAAGAUGAAACCUUAAGAACACUUUUUCCAAACCUAGUGUUUCUUUGAUGAGCAAGUUACUGUGCAUAGAAUUUCACACCUUGUGUUCUUGCCUCUGCUGGCUCGUCAGCUUAGAAAUCCUCUUCCCCUGGAAGGUUGAUUGAAAUGUCACCUCCUCCACGAGGCACUCCUAGCUUUCCCAGCCAGUGCUAGGAUUGCUUUCUUUGGUACACCCUUAGAACUUGUUCCUCAAGUCUUCUGAAACUCUUAUAUAUAGUCUGAUCAUUAGUUUAUGUUUCUGUCUCCUCCUUAAAUGUGGUCCUCAUUUCUGUUUUUCUAGAUACUGUGCCUAGCAUAGAGGAGCAGCCAAAAAAAUGUGUAUUGACUUUUCAGAUCUGAUCUGAAUAGACAAGAUGUGAACCUUAAAAUUAGAGAGAGCUCCACCCUGGAUAUAACUCAUUACUAAUUUAUGAGGGAAACUUUUUUUACUGCUAUUCCAAUCCAAAAAAAAAAAAAAAAAACACAAAC
Trichechus manatus latirostris (Florida manatee) is the source of this 8222-nucleotide messenger RNA. It is a transcript of the gene SLC10A7, whose product is annotated as solute carrier family 10 member 7. Bases 3869 to 4690 code for a protein of 273 amino acids. The transcript has 11 exons. The record is from RefSeq and is a predicted model, not a curated record. Gene Ontology annotation, cellular component: plasma membrane. Lineage: Eukaryota; Metazoa; Chordata; Mammalia; Sirenia; Trichechidae.